Molecule: messenger RNA, 5007 nt
Organism: Pseudophryne corroboree (corroboree frog)
Lineage: Eukaryota; Metazoa; Chordata; Amphibia; Anura; Myobatrachidae
Gene: VAV2
Product: vav guanine nucleotide exchange factor 2
Exons: 29
Coding region: 1866-4457 (863 amino acids)
Biological process (GO): cell migration; regulation of GTPase activity
Cellular component (GO): cytoplasm
Molecular function (GO): guanyl-nucleotide exchange factor activity; protein binding
Source: RefSeq, a predicted model, not a curated record
GCUCCCGGCGCCUGGCGGCGGGGGCGCGCAGUGAACCAGAGCUGGGUCCCGGGCUCCGGGAGAGAGAGGAAGACGGGAGAGGGGAGCAGGAGCAGCCGUAGGAGGGGAGGAGAGCCCGGGUGUGGAUGGCUCUCAGCCCUUUGUUGCAUGCAUGGUGCUGUGGAUAAUGCAGAAUGAGGAUGGGCGCUGCUGUUCCUAGAGGGAGAGGAUCCCGGUGCACAUGAAGCUGCUGCCCGCAGGGAAGUGUCCCCAGCCUGCACCGUGCAAGGAGGAUUGCUACAGACUCGCACUGCAGCUCCGGCAUACUCUGCACCUACUGCACUAUUCCUACACUGCACCCUCUGCACUAUUCCUACACUGCACCCUCUGCACCUUCCUCUUACACUGUACCCUCAGUAUACUCUGCACCUACUGCACCUUCCUCUUACACUGUACCCUCAGUAUACUCUGCACCUACUGCACAUUCCUCUUACACUGCACCCUCAGAAUACUCUGCAACCCCCUGCACCUUCCUCUUACACUGCACCCUCAGAAUACUCUGCAACCCCCUGCACCUUCCUCUUACACUGCACCCUCAGAAUACUCUGCAACCCCCUGCACCUUCCUCUUACACUGCACCCUCAGAAUACUCUGCAACCCCCUGCACCUUCCUCUUACACUGCACCCUCAGAAUACUCUGCAACCCCCUGCACUAUCCUACACUGACCUCUCAGUAUACUCUGCACCUUCCUCAUACACUGCACCCUCAGUAUACUCUUACACUACAUCCUGAGCGCUAGUCCUGCACUACACCCUCAGUAUACUCUUACACUACACCCUAAGCGCUAGUCCUGCAUUGCACCCUCCGUAUACCCUGCAACUUCCUCAUACACUGCACCCUCAGUAUACUCUUACACUACACCCUGAGUGCUAGUCCUGCACUUCACCCUCAGUAUAGUUUGCACCUUCCUCAUACACUGCACCCUCAGUAUACUCUUAAGCGACACCCUGAGUGCUAGUCCUGCACUAUUCCUACUCUGCACCCCUCUUCACUGUUCCUACACUGACCUCUCAGUAUACACUGCACCUUCCUCAUACACUGCACCCUCAGUAUACUCUGCACCCCCCUGCACUAUUCCUACACUGACCUCUCAGUAUACCCUGCACCUUCCUCAUACAUUGCACCCUCAGUAUACUGUUACACUACACUCUGAGCACUAGUCCUGCACCAUUCCUACUCUGCACUUUCAGUAUACUCUGCACUAUUCCUACACUGACAUCUCAGUAUACCCUGCACCUUCCUCAUACACUGCACCCUCAGUAUACUCUUACAUUACACCCUGAGCUCUAGUCUUGCACUGCACCCUCAGUAUACUCUGCACCUUCUUCCUCAGCACUACUCCUACACUGCACCCCGUGCCCUUUCAUCAUACACUGUACUGUCUGUAUCACCUGUACCUCUCUCAUACUCUACACCGUUGGUUAACUUGGCACCUUCCUCACACACUGUACCCUCAGCACUACUCCGUCCCUGCACCUGUGCCCUUUCCUCAUAUACUACACCUUCAGUAAACGUUCCACCUUGCUCAUCCACUGCACCCUCCGUAUACUCAGUACCUUCCUCAUAUACUGCACCCUCGGUAUACUCCUUACCUUCCUCAUACACUACACCAUGAGCACUUCUCCUACACUGCACCCUGAGCACCAUCACUCCCUAAUACACUGAGACCCCUGCCCCUUCCUCAUACACUGCACCCUCAGUACAUUCUGCACCCCCCGCUCUCCCUGCCCUUUGCAGCGCCAUGAGUUGCCCAGCAGAGUGACCCGCUACCUGAUCCGAGGAGGUGCCAGCUUUCAUCCGGAAUUUCUCCUCCCCUGGUCCCAGCAUGGAAGAGUGGAGGCAGUGUGGCCGGUGGCUGAUAGACUGCAAAGUUCUGCCCCCCGACCACAGGGUGGUUUGGCCCUCAGCUGUGGUCUUUGAUUUGGCCCAAGCCCUCCGAGAUGGAGUCCUGCUCUGCCAGCUGCUCCAUAACUUGUCCCCUGGAUCUAUAGACCUAAAGGAUAUUAACUUCAGGCCUCAGAUGUCUCAGUUUUUGUGCCUGAAAAAUAUCCGAACAUUUCUGAAAGUUUGUCACGACAAGUUUAGCUUAAGGAACUGUGAGCUCUUCGACCCUUUUGAUCUCUUUGAUGUCCGGGAUUUCGGAAAGGUGAUAUCUGCGCUGUCCAAGCUCUCGUAUGAGGUCAUCGCACAAAACAAAGGAAUUCGACCGUUCCCCACUGAAGACACCGCAGAGAAUGAUGACGAUGUGUACAGGAGUCUGGAGGAGCUGGCGGAUGAACACGACCUGGGUGAAAACGACACGUAUGAUGUCCCUUGUGAAGAAGACGACAUUUACGAAGACAUCAUCAAGGUGGAAAAUCAACAGCCGAUGAAAAUGGUGAUGACAGAAGACGACAAAAGGAACUGCUGCCUGCUGGAAAUCCGGGAUACGGAGGACCGCUACUACAAGACGCUGGAUGACAUCCGCAUAAAUUACAUGUUACCCCUGAAGCAGAUCCUCUCGCCGGCGGAGAUGGCUGUAAUCUUCAUUAAUCUGGAGGAACUAAUAAAGGUCCAUUUUAACUUCCUGCGCACCAUAGAGAUGUCCAUCAUGUCGGGCGGAAGCACCAUCGGGCAGGUCUUCCUGGACUACAAGGAAAGGCUGCUGAUAUACGGAGAGUACUGCAGCCACAUUGAAUAUUCCCAGAAGACGUUGGACCAGCUGAUCGCCACCCGGGAAGACAUUAGGAUAAAAAUUGAGGAAUGCUCCGUGAAGGUGCAAGAUGGGAAGUUUAAGCUUCAAGAUCUGAUGGUGAUUCCUAUGCAGAGAGUCCUGAAGUAUCACCUGCUGCUUAAAGAACUUCUCAGCCACACUGCGGAUUGCCCAGAGAGACACACGCUGAAAGAAGCACUGGAAGCCAUGCAGGAUCUGGCUAUGUAUAUUAAUGAAGUGAAAAGGGACAAAGAAACAUUGAAGAAAAUCAGUGAGUUUCAGAAUUCCAUAGAACACUUGCAAGUAAAACUGGAAGAGUUUGGACGACCAAAGAUAGACGGAGAACUCAAGGUCCGAUCGAUGGUCAAUCAAACCAAGCAGGACAGGUACUUGUUUCUGUUUGACAAGGUGGUCAUCGUGUGUAAAAGGAAAGGUUACAGCUAUGAGUUAAAAGAAAUCAUCGAGUUGCUUUUUCAUAAAAUGACAGAUGACCCAAUGAACAACAAAGACAUCAAGAAGUCACACGGCAAAAUGUGGUCGUACGGAUUCUUCUUGAUACACCUCCAGGGCAAGCAGGGAUUCCAGUUCUUCUGCAAGACGGACGACAUGAAGAGGAAAUGGAUGGAGCAGUUUGAAAUGGCCAUGUCGAAUAUAAAGCCGGAAAAGGCCAACGCCAACCACCACAACUUCCAGAUGUUUACCUUCGAUCGCACCACGAGCUGUAAGGCCUGUAAGAUGUUUCUAAGGGGGACCUUUUAUCAGGGAUAUUACUGCACUAAGUGCGGGGUCGGCGUACACAAGGAGUGCCUUGAGACCAUCCAUCCGUGCAAAAUGGGCCCGGCUGAUGAAAUGGAUCCACUUAUUACGAUAUCGGGGCCCAAGAUGGUCGCUGUACAGAAUUACCACGGGAACCCAGCUCCUCCAGGGAAGCCGGUACUAACAUUCCAGACUGGAGAAGUUAUUGAGCUGCUGAGAGGUGACCCGGAAUCCCCGUGGUGGGAGGGGCGGUUACUACUGACGAGGAAAUCUGGCUAUUUCCCCAGUACUUCUGUGAAACCCUGUCCUGUGGACAGCCGGCCUGUGGCCCGCACAGAUUACAGCAGAUACCCCUGGUUUGCAGGGAACAUAGAGCGCCCACAAGCCGAUAACCUGUUAAAAUCCCACAUUAGCGGAACGUAUCUCAUCCGGGAGCGCCCAGCCGAAGCCGAGCGAUUUGCCAUCAGCAUCAAAUUUAACGAUGAAGUGAAACACAUAAAGGUUGUAGAGAAAGACAGCUGGAUCCACAUCACAGAGGCCAAGAAGUUCGAAAGCUUAUUGGAACUGGUGGACUAUUACCAGACACAUUCCCUGAAGGAGAGCUUCAAGCAACUGGACACAACGUUGAAAUAUCCCUACAAGCUCCGCAGCGGCACACGCAGUGUUUCCCGAUCCCCAGCUUCCUGUGCUUCCUACAACUUUUCUUUUCUCAGUCCUCAGGGUCUCAACUUUCCUUGUCAGAACCCGUCCACUCCAUUCUGGUCAGUGUUCACGCCACGACCUGUAGGGACCGCAGUCGCCAGGUACAACUUUGCAGCCAGGGAUAUGCGUGAGCUAUCAUUGCGGGAAGGAGACGUGGUGAAGAUCUACAGCCGGAUAGGAGGGGAUCAGGGAUGGUGGAAAGGAGAGACGAAUGGCAAGAUUGGCUGGUUCCCGUCAACAUACGUGGAAGAGGAGGGGGUUCAGUGACCUUGGUGGUCUCCAAUGACGUCUCCGUGUCCUUCCAGAUGAUAUAGACUUUUCUGCAGUGACUCCUUCCAGCAUUCCAGCCCCUGGAGGUGCCCCGCUGGUCUUCCUCGCUGGCAUUACUUGUAUAUAAGAUUUAUAAUUCUGAUGAGUGGAAAGGGAAGAGGAACUGUACGUGGACUGUUGGUGCUGGGUCUUUUAAAGGGAAUUAAAUUCAUUCCAUUUCUGGCUGCUGUUUGUUCCUUCUCGUGUCCCGGCCCUGGCUGAGAGGCGGCAGCCGGGGGGGGGGGGUCUCACAAUGAGGCCGCUGUUCGUGGUCGAGCCGGGGAGAAUCCUGUCCUGCUUCAUCCCUUUUGGGUAGAAGUUCUCGCAUUUUGCUUUGGUCUUCCAGGGAUCGUGUCCCCCAUUAAGUAGACGGCCACUACUCUGAAAACAACGGAUCAUAAAUUUAUUUCACGUGAUAACCAAAAUAAUGAACUGUGUCACCAGGAUGGUGCAAUGUGCACAGUGUGACUGGACACUUCCUGUAAUAAAGAGGUUCCCAGAAACAUGA